AUGGAGUGCAAAUUAUUUGAUAAGCCUAAGAACAAGCACAAGAAGGGAUUGUGGUCACCAGACGAAGAUCAGAAGCUGAGAAACUACAUCCUGAAACACGGCUAUGGCUGCUGGAGCUCGGUUCCCAUCAAUACUGGCUUAAAAAGGAAUGGAAAGAGCUGCAGAUUAAGGUGGAUUAAUUAUUUAAGGCCAGGAUUAAAGAGAGGAACGUUCAGCACAGAAGAGGAGGAGACAAUCUUGACCCUUCAUCAAACAUUAGGCAACAAGUGGUCUCAAAUAGCACACCAUUUGCCUGGAAGAACUGAUAACGAGAUAAAGAACUACUGGCAUUCUCAUCUGAAGAAAAAGGUAGCAAAACUAUAUGAAACUGAAACUCAGGCAAAAGAUGUAUCCACAGGUGGAGAAAUGGAAAAUUUAAACUCUUCUUCUUCCCUGAAUUCGACUACUCAAAACUCGAGUUUCAAUUCAAUCGAACACAUGGAAGGAUCAUUAAUGGAUACAGAUCAAUCUACUAAACAAAAGAAUCAAGCCCAAAAUUUUAAUUUACCCAAAAUUCUUUUUGCUGAAUGGUUCUCAUUAGAUCAGUUUCAUGGCAAGGAUUUGCAGAAUUCUAGCUUCUUCAACAAUAAUUUUGACAACCCUAAUACAAACUUUCAAGAUGAAUCCAUUCGUGGUUUACGGCUUGAUGAUCAGACGGUUGAGAUGGAAAUGCACACACAACCAAACAACAGUUCAGUUGAUAUAUUUUUUCCACCGUUUGACCAAGAUCUGCUUUUGGAUUAUUUUCCUGGUGAAUUCAGCAUGAGUUAUGACGAAUUGUAUAUAUGA
This is a messenger RNA of Olea europaea var. sylvestris, 828 nucleotides long. Its product is annotated as transcription factor LAF1-like. Lineage: Eukaryota; Viridiplantae; Streptophyta; Magnoliopsida; Lamiales; Oleaceae. The record is from RefSeq and is a predicted model, not a curated record. The coding region runs from base 1 to 828 and encodes 275 amino acids. The transcript has 3 exons.